Bactrocera oleae (olive fruit fly) is the source of this 1306-nucleotide messenger RNA. It is a transcript of the gene UbcE2M, whose product is annotated as NEDD8-conjugating enzyme UbcE2M. The record is from RefSeq and is a predicted model, not a curated record. NCBI's taxonomy places the organism in Eukaryota, Metazoa, Arthropoda, Insecta, Diptera, Tephritidae.
AGCUGGUAACUUUGCAGUUUAAGAAAUAAAAAUGUAAUACGUUUUUCAAAUAUAAAAAAAUGACUUUAUUUUCGGAAUAAUUUAAGUAAUCCUUUAAAUCCGAACCAAACUCAAGUCCACAAACUCUUAUAAUGUAUUAAAAAGAAUAACUUUUCUAUCUGGCUAUUGAUAAAUAACGACUUUGACAUUCCACAUAAUAAACGGAGAACGGCAACACUACAACUUACUUUUUGGCAUUUGCAAAUUGAAAGUCAAAGAUUUGGAGAAACUCAGAAAAGAACAAAUCCAUAUAGAAUAAUCGAAAAGGAUUUUUGGUGUUGGGCUAUUGGGAUUUUAAAAGUAGUUUUACAAAGUGUACAAUAGUGGGAGUGUUGUUCGAUAUAGUGGAGAUAAAUGUAUGUAGCACGGUGCAGAAAAAACGCAUCAUCAAAAUUAACAACAACAAAUUGUGCCAGCGCCCUGACUCCGACCCUUUUGUGAAUCUUUAAUUGCAGUAUUUAAUUAAACUUAAUAAUAAACUUAAAACUGUCAGAACAAAAGAGAAACUGGCAAAGAGCUGCAAAACGAAAAAAUAACAAAGUUACACUAUAAGAAAAAUACGGAAGUGCACGGAGGAGCAACAGUAACGUUAUGAUCAAAUUGUUUUCACUGAAACAACAAAAAAAGGAUGGCGAACAGUUGGCUCGCACCGGGCAGCAAAAGAAAGCAUCAGCUGCGCAGCUACGUAUACAAAAAGACAUCAACGAGUUAAACCUGCCGAAAACAUGCGCCACUGAGUUUCCCGAUCCAAAUGAUUUACUCAAUUUUAAGCUAACGAUUUGUCCUGACGAAGGUUUCUAUAGAAACGGACGUUUCGUUUUCAGUUUUCGUGUAGGACCCAACUACCCACAUGAACCACCAAAAGUAAAAUGCGAAACACAAGUCUACCAUCCAAAUAUCGAUCUAGAGGGCAACGUCUGUUUAAAUAUUUUGCGUGAAGACUGGAAUCCAGUACUGACAAUUAGUUCUAUUGUUUACGGAUUACAAUUUCUAUUCUUGGAACCUAACCCGGAAGAUCCACUGAAUAAGGAAGCAGCAGAUCAAUUGCAAUCAAAUCGUGCGCUUUUUGAACGCAAUGUCUUAAGAGCGAUGCAGGGUCAUACUGUGGGUGAUACCCAGUUUGAGGCAUGUCUCAAGUGAUAUCGAGAAUCAACAAUUUAACUUUAGGAUCAGCGUCUGCCUUCUCAACUUUAUAUUAGGUUUUGGUGGGCGUUUUUAUAUUAAUUUAAUUUUCAAUAUUAAUUAAAGAAGGAAAGAAGCAAGUUAA